Vanrija pseudolonga is the source of this 3512-nucleotide messenger RNA. It is a transcript of the gene bms1, whose product is annotated as Ribosome biogenesis protein bms1. NCBI's taxonomy places the organism in Eukaryota, Fungi, Basidiomycota, Tremellomycetes, Trichosporonales, Trichosporonaceae. The coding region runs from base 19 to 3474 and encodes 1151 amino acids. The transcript has 2 exons. Gene Ontology annotation, biological process: ribosome biogenesis; maturation of SSU-rRNA from tricistronic rRNA transcript (SSU-rRNA, 5.8S rRNA, LSU-rRNA); endonucleolytic cleavage of tricistronic rRNA transcript (SSU-rRNA, 5.8S rRNA, LSU-rRNA). Gene Ontology annotation, cellular component: 90S preribosome; nucleus. Gene Ontology annotation, molecular function: U3 snoRNA binding; GTPase activity; GTP binding. The record is from RefSeq and is a predicted model, not a curated record.
CAUCACACUACAAGCACGAUGGAGAAGCCGCACAAGGCUCACCAAAAGCCUUCAGCGGGCUCCAAGCUCGAGAAGAAGGACAAGGCAAAGGGCGUCGACCGCUCAGCCGUCAAGGGCUACAACCCCAAGGCCUUCACAUCGCAGUCAUGGCGGUCGGCCAACCUGGCAGCGCGGCGCACCGCCGAGAAGGACCAGAAGCGCCUCCAUGUGCCGCUUGUCAACCGUAACCCCGAGGAGCGCAAGGUGACGGGCGAGAAGGGCAAGGGGAUGGACGAGGGUGCCAUGCCCCCGCCGCCGUUCAUUGUCGGCAUUGUCGGCCCGCCUGGCGUCGGCAAGACCACCCUGCUCCGCUCGCUCGUCCGCCGUUACACCAAGAACAACCUCGCCGACCCGCAGGGCCCAAUCACCGUCGUCUCGGGCAAGACGCGCCGCAUCACGUUCGUCGAGUGCGGCAACGACCUCAACUCGAUGAUCGACCUCGGCAAGGUCGUCGACCUUGUUCUGUUGAUGAUUGACGGCUCGUUUGGCUUCGAGAUGGAGACGUUCGAGUUCCUCAACGUCCUCCAGGCGCAUGGUUUCCCCAAGGUCAUCGGCCUGUUGACCCACCUCGACCUGAUCAAGAAGCAGCAGACGCUCAAGGACACCAAGAAGCGGAUCAAGCAGCGUUUCUGGACUGAAAUCUACGACGGCGCCAAGCUCUUCUCGCUCUCGGGAGUCAUGAACGGACGCUACCCCGACGCCGAGAUCAACCUCCUCGCGCGCUUCAUGUCGGUCGUCAAGUUCCGCCCCCUCGUCUUCCGCAACCAGCACCCGUACCUCCUCGCGGACCGAAUCCAGGACCUGACGCCGCGCGAGGCCGUGCGCGCGAACCCCAAGAUCGACCGCACGAUCACGCUGUACGGCUAUCUCCGCGGUCCCAACCUCCCGGCACGCAACGCCAAGAUCCAUAUCCCCGGUGCAGGCGACCUCGAGGUCAAGGAGGUCGAGCGGCUCGGCGACCCGUGCCCGCUGCCGACGCUCGAGAGCGAGCGCCGCCGCCGUAUGGGCGAGAAGGCCAAGCUCAUCCACGCGCCCAUGAGCGACGUCGGCGGCGUCAUGUACGACAAGGACGCCGUGUACGUCAACGUCCUCGGCUCGUUCUCCAAGGACGGCGACCAGCCCAAGGGCGAGGGUGAGCAGAUGGUCAUGGACCUGCAGGACGCGAACGAGACCCUGGCCGAGGGUAUCGCCAAGUCGGAGAUCCGCCUGUUCAACUCGUCAUCGGCCCCGCUCAGCGCCGACCAGGGCAAGCGGGAGAGGAGGCGUGCCGAGCCGCGUUCGGGUGGCCCGAUCCUGGGCGCUGAUGAGGACGAGGACGACUUUGACGACGAGUACGACGAGGAUGAUGAGCGCGAUGGCGGCCGCUUCGAGGAGGUCGACGACGACGAGGGCGGCGACGUCGACUACGCUGGAUCCGACUCGGACAACGACGACCUCGAACUGGCUACUGGCUUCGAGCAGGACGGUGGACGAGUCAACCUCUCUGACGACGAGUACGACGGCGACGAGCCUGAGGCCGAGUUUGACGAGGAGGAGGAGGACGACGACGACGAGGACGUGCCCCGCUGGAAGGUCAACAUGAGCGAGCGUGCCGCGCAGGGCUUCACCGAGCGCAUGCAGCGCCGGCGUAACCUCAUGGGCUUGAUCUACGGCGACGAGCUGUCACCCGACGAGAUUGCCGCUGGCAAGACGCGUCCUUCAUCUGCGGACGCCGAGUCAUCGGCCAUGGCGAUCGCGCACGACGGUUUGGUGCGCGUGAGCGGUGGCAACAACGCUGGCGACGACGGUGACCAGGUCAAGGUCGACUUUGACCCCCGCGAGCUGGAAGCCAAGUGGGCCAACGAGGAGCUCCUCGACUCGCUGCAGGGCCUCUUCAUCUCUGCCCGCAUGGGCGAGGAGGGUGAGGACGGCCUGCCAUACGAGGAGGCCGGCGACGACUUUGAGGACCUCGAGGGCGAGGACGGCGACGGAGACGACGCGGUCCCGUACGUCGGUGUCAAGCCUGCCGGUGCCGACGACGUGGCCGCUGCCCGCGAGGAGGCCAUGGCGCGCAAGAAGAAGGCACUCGCGGCCAAGUUUGACGAGCAGUACGACGGUGGCUCGGACGACGAAGAGGGCGCCGGCAUGGACUUUUACGACACGCAAAAGGCGGAAAUGGCGCGCCAGCGACAGCUCAACGAAGCCGAGUUUGAGGGCAUGGACAUUGACGCCCGUGCCCAAAUCGAGGGCUACCGCUCGGGCAUGUACGUCCGCCUCGAGAUUGAGAACGUGCCCUGCGAGCUCAUUGAGCACUUUGACCCCCACUUCCCGAUCAUUGUCGGUGGUCUUCUUGCUGCCGAGGAGCGCUUCGGCUACGUCACGGUCCGUAUCAAGCGCCACCGUUGGUUCACCAAGACGCUCAAGACCAACAACCCGCUCAUCUUCUCGCUGGGCUGGCGCCGGUUCCAGUCGCUGCCAAUCUACCACCUCGACGACCACUCGAUCCGAAACCGCCUGCUCAAGUACACUCCCGAGCACAUGCACUGUCACGCAACGUUCUACGGACCCGUAUCGGCGCCCAACACUGGUUUCUGCGCGUUCAACUCGCUCGCCAGCGACGCCCCGGGUUUCCGUAUCAGUGCGACCGGCGUCGUGCUCGACAUUGACCGCUCGACCAAGAUUGUCAAGAAGCUCAAGCUCACGGGUACGCCGUACAAGAUCUUCAAGAACACAGCUUUCAUCAAGGAUAUGUUCAACUCGGCGCUCGAGGUGGCCAAGUUUGAGGGUGCCAACAUCCGCACCGUGUCCGGCAUUCGUGGUCAGGUGAAGCGCGCGCUUGCCAAGCCCGAGGGCUGCUACCGUGCCACAUUCGAGGACAAGAUUCUCAUGUCGGAUAUCGUCUUCCUCCGCGCGUGGUACUCCAUCGAGCCUAAGAAGCUGUACAACCCCGUGACGUCGCUGCUACUCGCCGACAAGAAGGGCUGGCAGGGUAUGCGCCUCACGGGCCAGAUCCGCCGCGACGAGGGUGUCGACACGCCGCUGGACCCCAACUCGGCGUACGGCAAGAUUGAGCGCAGCACGCGCCGCUUCAACCCGCUCAAGAUCCCGCGCAAGCUGCAGGCGGACCUGCCGUACGCUUCCAAGCCCAAGAUCCUCAAGGCGCAAACCAAGCCCACGUACAUGCAGUCGCGCGCCGUCGUGCUCGGCGACGAGGAGAAGAAGGCCGUCGCGCUGCUCCAGCAGAUCCAGAGCCUGCGCAAGGACAAGGUCCAGCGCCGCAAGGAUAAGCAGGAGGAGCGGAGGGCCGAGCACCGCAAGGAGGUGGAGAACUCGGAGGACAGGCGAAACGAGAAGAUUCGCGCUGAGAGGAGGGAGAGGCUGCGCACCGAGGCUAUCAAGCGCAAGCACCAGGAGGAGACGGCCGGCGGCGCUGGCAAGAGGAGGAAAAAGGCAUAGUGGAGGGCAUAGACUUGUAUGCAUUAGUGUGGCGUUGG